UGAACAAUUGUGUUUUACAUUGUAUGCAAAUACAAAUGGUGUCUUGUUGUCAUUUAAUGAAAUGAAUUCAAAUAAAGGACUAAUCAACGGAUUUACAUUAACUGAUUAAAAAUUAUUUGAUGCAAACAUAUUGACCAUCCAUCUCCGACCUCCCUAUCAGUAAAGAUGUCUAUGAUGCUGGAGAGUCAGACGCUGCCCAACAUAGAGGGCAAGGCCAUGACCUUCACCCUCGACAUACAGGACGCUCAGUUCAACCAUGAGGGCUGGUACUAUCUGGUGAUCACGCUCCAACAUUCAGCAGUCAAGGAUUACAGUACUGUGCGUGUCCAGAAAAGUGACAGCGGUGUGUGGGAGACAAAGCGUCAAGUGCAGACAGACUUCACACGGCAGGAGGAAAACACCCCACUUGCUUUCUUUCACGACAAACGAUUUACCUUCAAGUUUCCAAAAGGUUUCUUCAAGAAUGACAAGAACUUUGAUGUGUACCUACUGGUGGAAGCCUUCACAACGGCCGACACCACAGAGGGCAAAGGUCGCAAGGUAGGCGAGGGGAAAUUUGCUAUUUACCCUCGUCCCAACGCACCUCGUAUGAAGCUUUAUGCAGAGCCAGGGGAAGACUACUACCACUACACAGACGUGAUGUCGUUACUACGCACUCACAGCACUGACAACAUUACGAUGCACUGUGGCCGGAUAAGAUGCACCUACUCCAUCUGCGAGAUUGUGCCACCGAAACCCAAGACCCCACCCCCUGCCUCACCCCCCAGGACCAGUCAGAAGAGGCCCAGCCCUGCCCCAUCACCAGUUCCCAAAGAGGUGACCCCUAGGGACUCCCAGCCUCCUACAGGCCGACUGUCCAAGCCGGCAGACAACCGGGCCCCGGAUCUUAAACCCCAACCCCCUCCAGAGAUCAAGAAACCAGUGCCCCCCACCCCUGCCAGUUCUUGGGGAGACAAUCUGUCACUCGACCUUAACCUGCCAAAGUCACCUCCCUUGCCUCCUGCUACAGAUGGGAAAAAGCUUCCUGAGGCACCAAGGGGUGAUGGCGACAAGAGCACGUUUGCCGUUGACAAGUCGUACCGACACGUUGCCAGUCAGGGGGUGGAGUCUAUAGAGGUGAUCCUGCAUGGGGCUGGUAGUCUACCCUUGACCCCUGAUGGUCAGGUGCCCCAACCAUACGCUGUCGUCAAGACCAAGUCAGGUGAGGCUAAGAACAAGAAGUCCGGUGCAGUGACCCACGCCACACGCCCCACCCAUUCUCCAUACUGGGAGGAGAUGGUCAGUGUGUCAGUGGCUGAAGACGUGGCAAAGGACGAUGAGCUGCUGGUGUGUGUUGCUGAUGGGGCCACACAGAAGGGGCUGGUAACAUACCGGGUCCCUAUCGCUAACCUGACCCCCUUCCACCAGUACCACAUGGAGAUGAACAUGCCAGCAAAGGGGAUUCCCUCUGGAGUGAAGACAUUUGCUACCAUAACCCGAAAACUUCCUCGAAUACCAGCAGAUCCAUCAUGUCCUAACUACUUGGCACUUGAGGUGUUGUUGAUGGCAGUGCAGCGGGUGAUCAAGACACCACUGGGUCCCCUAAUAGCAGUGGCUAGAAUCGUUCCUGACUACUACAACUACAAGAGCGACAAUCUGCUGAGUCAUCCACGGAACACUGGCGUUGUCAUGGAGAACAUCAGCUUCCCAGCAGCACACCCGUCCAACUUUGCUGUAACUGAGCGCUCAAGUUAUGGUCACCCACAGCUCAGCCUCCCGGGUCGCCCAGAGGAGCAGCCAGUCUGGAAUCACCCUUAUCUGUUUGUGGAGCACCGUGAGAAAGCCACCCUGUUCACUCCCGGAGCUGCCCUUGUCAUAGAGUACUAUGUGGCUGCUGAAGCAGUGAAAGUGAAUGCAAACAUUAAGAAAGUGAUGCCUGACCAGUUCUGGCGCAUGCAUUCCCCUAUCGCAUUCUCAGCCAUCCUGAUGGACGAAGAGAUGUACAAACAUCUCACUGCGGACCGCGCCAAACAUGGCCUCCGUAUCAAUGACGUCCCCAUUCAGCCUUAUGUUCUGGGGGUUGAGGGUUCUGAUAUGUCGACCAUUGAUGGACGCCAGCCUACGGUUGGUUUGAUCCUCAGGCUAAUCACAACUGAGACCCCAGAUUCUAUGGUUGCCGUUAGCAACCUGGACGAUGUCCCCACACUAGACCUGUAUCCACCGUCAGACGUGCCAGGCUACUAUCGUGGGGAUUCCCCAGACAUUCUUAAAAUAGAGCCAGGUCGCCCUCCCGCUGCGACCCAGAUGCCAGAGACCCCUCUGUCGCCUGCACACACACCCAAGACUCCUCCUGACUUCAGACAAAACAAGAGAGACCGGUCUAGAGAUCUGGAGCAAUACAAUACGGGAAAAUACGUGCUGCAGAGAGUCAAGAAAAGGCCACUGUCUCCACUCUUGACCAAGACCCUAUAUGAACAAGAUUACCACACUGAAUCACCCAUCAAGGAUGGUGAGAUGCCCCCGUUCACAGCCAUGGAGUCCAUUCUUCCGGACUACCAGUACAUCUUCCAGCCAGGGGAGGGGGGCACCCAUCAGCCCCGCACACCCACACGCACUGCCAAGCAGCCUACACAGCCACGCAUACCUGAGGGUAUCGAGGGUGAUGAUGUUGACGCCAACUCCUUCCUGCUGCUGGACCAUCAGACCAAGGAGCUUGGCAACUACCGGGAUGCUGUACACAAGAUGGGCGCAGAUAUUCUCACGCUGCGAAGACAGAUACAAGAGUUGGAGAACGUGAACAGUUCUCUGCGACGUGACCUGGCCAACUAUAACGAUGCCAGUCGUCUCAUGAUUGACAGUUCGGAGCUGGAUGGGCUGACCAAACCUGAAGUCCUCUCCAGAUAUGCUGCUAUAAAACAGACCUUGUCCUCACAGACCAUGGAUCUGAAAGCAUACAAGGACAAACUACAGAAGGCACAGAAUGAGCUUAUUAAGAAAAAUGACCAAGAGAAGAACUUCCUUAAGACUCAGCAAACAUUGAAGAGCCAGCAGACACUGAUAAACCAGCUGCAGGAGCGCCUCAAGAAGUUGAAGAAGUUGGAGGAGGCUUGCAAGAAGCAGGAGAAUGUCAUACAGCAGAUGGAGAAAGUGCUCGAGAAACACCACCGAGACAGGUCUAAAUACCAGAAAGACAAGGCCUCUCAAGAUGCCAAUGAGGUCUUACUGCAGGAGAACAAGAGACUCAGGGAAACCAUAGAUGAACUCAGGUUGCAACUGCGGACAGCAGGGGUAGGAAAUCCAAAUGAUGACCUUGAGAAAAUGGAACUGUACCAGGCCCUAGAGAAAGCGGAGGGGAGAAUUGCAGCACUCGAGAGACAGCUCGCUGAGAAUGCUCGUUCUUGGGGAAAGGAGCGAGCCGGUUUGAACUUGAAACUCAAUGAAGCGGAACACGGAUUUGGUCGGUCAGCUGGAAUGGUUCUCCACGAUUAUCCAGUCAUUGGUGAACUCGGACAUGGGAAGUCUUCCUUGAAACGCCUGUCCCCUGUGUACCGAUGAUAGGGGAGUUAAUUUUGUGAGGGUUUAAGGGAGGCAACUGUGCAUGGAAUACAAGGGAGAUAAUACUGACCUGUGAUUGUGACCACUGAAUGUUGAGUCAUAUAACUGGAUGGAUGUGAACAUCAUUACAUACAUACACACUUACGCUUGUCUGGUAUUAACGCACAUUUAACUGCAUGACAGAGAAAUAAUAUCAAAAUGUAUGCUUGGUCUGUUAACUUGACUAUGUGCACUGCAGCCUGGAUUCCUGAUAUAUUGUUUUAGUCCUGAAGUCUUUUACUUAUAUCUUACAUUCAAUAUACUUUUCUGUUGUUUUUUUCUAAUGUAUUAUAUUAUAUUAACACAAUAUUUCAGUAUUUUUCAAUUAGAAUUAAAGCAUUGGUCACUUUAAAAUUAGUCUCUCAUAGAAAACACUCUGAUUGCCAUUAUUGUCAUAAUUGAUCUUGUUUCAAUCCAAAAAGCUUUUUUUUCCUUUUUUGCACAAAACAAGCUAUAUAAUGGUAUAAGAAAAUCUGACAUGAUAAUCAAUCUAUCUGUGUAUCUGGCAGACUGCCAUGUGCGCAAUAGCUCAUUAAGUUCUUUUCCUAUUAAUUGUUUAGAUAUUUUUUAUCAUUCACAAAAUUGCAUGUAUUCAAAUUAUGUAUGUUUUUUUUUUAAUUCAUUAAAUACAUUGAACAAGUUUACACUGUCAUGUUCACUUCUAAUUAGAAUGAUGCACCAUGCUAUUGUUUUGUUGUUUUUGCUUUUGUUAACCAAACUGUGAUAAUGUUGUUGAACUAUUUAAGAACAUGAAAUUAAAUUAAAUAAUUAUGUUCUUUUACUUUUUGUUGCUAAAUGUUUUAUUUGUAUCUAGUAGUUAAUCAGCCCAUGUUUUGUAUUGUUUAGGAAUAAUGGGGUUGACCACUAAAUAGACUGAAAACUGAGCAAUAAUCAUUUCAUUGUGAUUUGCAUCGGUUUGUGCAGUAUGGGCCAAUUAUCGAAUGAAAAAUUUUUUGAAAUUCAUUGUAUGAUAUCAAUAAUUACAAUACAUUUCUAUAAUAAAGCAGCUGUUCACAUCAUUCUUUACAUAUGUUUGUAAUUCAAACGAACAAAAACACAACACAUUAAUUUGUUUAAUGCUCUCGUUGAGCUAGGCGGAAAUGCGCACCGACUUAAGGAUCAUUAUUUGUGACAUUUUGUUUUGUAAUUUCUCCGCAUGUUUUUACCAAUUGUUCAAGUCCGUUUCGAUGAAAAAUGUGCAUUACUGUACAGGAAAUGUUUUUUAUGUAUCAUAUGAACAAUGUUUUAUAGUGACUGAUGUCACGUCUUUUGUUAUAAUAAACAAACAUCAAUAAGCAA
Messenger RNA from Dreissena polymorpha, 4872 nucleotides. Its product is annotated as coiled-coil domain-containing protein 33-like. Lineage: Eukaryota; Metazoa; Mollusca; Bivalvia; Myida; Dreissenidae. The record is from RefSeq and is a predicted model, not a curated record. The coding region runs from base 166 to 3534 and encodes 1122 amino acids. The transcript is spliced from 27 exons. Gene Ontology annotation, cellular component: peroxisome.